AAAUUGAAAUUUAAAAAACUCUAGCAAUAUGGCGACGGCUGCGAGUGAAUUUGAGCCAUGGCUAAGUGAAAAGUUGAAAUCGUUAAAAACUGACGAAGGAGUAUUCGGAUCCUACAUAUCAGGUAUUUUAGAAAGCGAAGACAGUGUGGAUGAAAAGAAAGAUGCUUUAGAAGGCAUACUUUCUGAGAUAGUGGAGAAAGACAUUUCAACACAUAUAGACGAGAUAAUAGAAAAGUGGGAAUCAUGUCGACCAAAGGAAGAAAGUCCGAAACCCGUGACAGACGUAGAUGUGAGACUAGCUCAGUUGUUAGAAUCUCAAGCUCCAUCUACAACGACACGACGAGAGUACACCGAUGAAGAGAAAAAAAUACGUGAAGCUAUAUUGUCACAAUAUAGUCAACUUUCUGAUAAUGAGGAAGAAAUUGCAAACGAUGAAGAAGCUGCUAGUCCUGAUCUAGUUAAGAAUACAAAUGCAGCGGAUGUUCAUGCUGCUGCGCGUGAACGCCGUGAACAGGCUCGGCUUGAUGCCCAAAAAAAGAAAGAAAAAGAUAAGGAAGACAGAGAAAAGCAAAAGCAACUGAAGGAGGAGAAAAAAGAAAAGCGGAAGACACAAAAAGGUGAAAGGAAAAGGUAGCAAACCUAAUGCUGAAUACUUGGCUGAUUGUUCAAGAUUGCUUUGUGAAUAUGAUGUUAAAAUGUUGUUAAUAUUGCUCAAUAUUGCACAAAUGCAAGCUGGACAUUCAUAUACCCAUGUGUCUUAGUAUGAUUAAUGUAUUCUAAUAUGAAGCAAUAACUUUUGUUCUGUUUAGUAUAAAGAGAAAGGUCAUAUGCAACUAUUUAUUCUUAGUUUCCAUGUACUAUCAGAUAGAAAGUCAUACAUUUGUAAGUGUUUUUCCAAAUAUACAUAAUCAACAAGAGGACAUAACCAAGUUGUGUUUUAUACCACAUGUGAGAUAAAAAUUAUAUUU
Messenger RNA from Spodoptera exigua (beet armyworm), 968 nucleotides. The record is from the annotation of a GenBank genome assembly. Lineage: Eukaryota; Metazoa; Arthropoda; Insecta; Lepidoptera; Noctuidae.